This is a messenger RNA of Monopterus albus (swamp eel), 4716 nucleotides long. It is a transcript of the gene proser2, whose product is annotated as proline and serine rich 2. The coding region runs from base 327 to 2138 and encodes 603 amino acids. The record is from RefSeq and is a predicted model, not a curated record. The transcript has 5 exons. NCBI's taxonomy places the organism in Eukaryota, Metazoa, Chordata, Actinopteri, Synbranchiformes, Synbranchidae.
CAGACACACGCACAUGCACGGGUGGAGUUUCUUCGUGCUUUAAACUGGCGCGUAAUGUGCCGCAGUGGUGUCAUUACGCACGCGGAGCUCACUAAGAGCGCAAGAGGAGCGCAAAGCUACCGGACUUCUUAAAGACAUCUGUAGAAAAAACGAUUGGCUCGUUACUAUAUAACUAUAUGAUGACAGACCUGCGGAGCAGUUGGAUUCUAAAGGUUAAAUGAUUCUUCAGAGCCCGACCAGAUGUGAUUCUGGUUUUGUCCUAGUGCCGCCCACAAACACCAGACCCUUCAUGAGAUGUUCAAAUCCCAUCUGACCUCUGACAUAACAUGGAUGUCCAUCUGCAGGCCAACCCUCAGCACCAGUACGCAGUCAACGGGAGAGCUGGCCGAAACUCAAGGCCAGUUAAAGAUGAUACUCUGCGCUUUUUUCGGGAGGAGCGGGAGUGCCUCAAAUUCUUCGAGGACACUAUCGGCUCAUUGGAGGAGGGUCCAGACCACUGCAGGACAAGGCAGGUGAAGGCCCCCGUGAGCAGCAGUGGUCGUGUUGAACAGGCUGAUAGUUCUGGAACCCCGAGUCUCAAAUCUGGGGUCACUGUGUCGUCCCUCAUGUCCAGACCUCCCAAGGACCAGGAUAUUAUUGACCUGGUCCACCCAGAACCGGACUUUGUGCAGACCAAAGAGCCAGUCUUCAGUCCCACCAGUUCAGGUUUUCAGAGUAUGUUUCCGACCCGUGAAAGCCACUCUGAGGUAAAGCCAAGGCAUGAUCCGAUGGACAGCUUGCCUUCAGAGUACAACCCUACUCUACCAGGUGGCACCCAUGGGUCGACAGACUACUCCUACCACCCCCCAGGGUGCAUUCCCACCCCAGUCCUGAUUGCCCAGAAUAUUGCACUCCACCGCCGUCAGAGUCUUGAGUCUGAAAAGCCACCGAGCUACAGCAACAAUAUUCCUGUGAAACAGGGUCCUCCUACCUCUGCUAAGCCUACCCGCUUCCCUGCUAAUAUCAACAUGACUGUGGGCAACAAAGAGCAGCAGAACCAGUCAGUGGCGAACACGAGCAUCCAGGAGCGUCGGUCACAGAUGCUGGCAAAUCUAACAGGAACAUCACACCCUCUGUUGCUGGACGAUCCUCAACAGGCCAUCGAGCAGAAAGAUCGAAAUACUCCCACUCGCAACAUCUCCCCCAGGGACCCUGAACGAGAUCAGUCUAGGGCAGAGGCUCUGUCUAAGCUGGGCCUGACCAGAAACCAGGCCACGUCUGGGGGUAUGUCACUCCCUAGCAGCACCUCACUGGAUCCUGGAACAACAGAAAUCAACAUGAAACUGGCAGAAGCCAAAGUUACGACCUCACUUUGGAACCAGAGUCAUGUCGAUGGAAAACCACAGAUUCUGCGGACAGGCUCCCACGGGAGCAAUAUAGAUAGAAAUUCCCAACCGAACCUGUCACCUCUAUCAACCACAAAAAGCACCUACUCUUCACCUCCUUUGGAAACCAAGGUAUCCACCUCCACUUCGCCUGAGGUCAGAUCUCUGGAGUUUAACAGCUACGGGGGCAAAUCUAUUGUAGUCCAACCUUCUGUUUCUUCCAGGAGUGAACCUGUAACCUCUCCAACUAGUCAUGACCCCAAAGUGCUGCCCCCUGCACUGGCUAAACCCAGCGAGUUCAACAAUUUUGGAGGAAAGACAAAACCUGCUCCUGUAGCCAUGGCCCGUGCUCCUGUAGCCAUGACCCCUGCUCCUGUAGCCAUGACCAGGAAUGACCUUCCCGACAUCCUCAGCUCACAUAUUGACAAAAGUCAGUCCUACCCUGCAAAAUCAGAGCCUCUACCUACCGAGCCUAACCAUUACGGAGGAAAAAGCCAAAACAUCAACCCUUCCACUGGGUUAAGUCACCCUUCAAACAGCUCAGCAAGGAGUUUCAAAGCUCCAGCUCCAGCCCCUGCUCCAAAACCUCAUCGGCACACCAUCCAAGGUGCUCACCAGAGAGCAGCACCUCAAGUCUUGUCCCCUGAUCACAAGCAGAAACCCGCCUCCAUGUUUCGCCCCGAGAGCAUCACUGUGCAGUUUUCUGGGCGGGGGCCUAUGACCGAAUCACGCAAGGAGGCCUUGAGGAAACUGGGGCUGCUGAAAGAGUCUUGAUAAACUCUGCAAAUUUAGUCUGCAGUCUCCGUCUGUCGAGCCUCAAUCCCUGAUGUGUGGACCUGCUGGUGAAGGUGGUAUUCUAGAGUUUUUCCAUUUAUGUCUGAGGUGUGGUUGGAGAGAGACCUACUUUUACAGAGGAAUGGAGUCGGAUCCUGUGACAGACCUGCACAGCAAGUUCUCACUUCCUGCCCAUAAAAAAAAACUGACAAACAAGCAUGACUGCAGGCCCAUCUGACACAGUUUUGAUGACAGAAGUCUUGAUGGAUAAACUGCUUUAUCCUCUGAUCUAGGACAUGAUACUGUAUACUCUGGAAUUAACUGAUGCUAUAAAGUGAAGCAUCCUCUUCCUGGGGGAAUCAAAUAACAUUUGCUCUCCAAACUCACCUUUGUUUGCCACAAAUGAGGCUGACUGUAAAUAGCCAGGCUUUUUAAAAUAAGCCCCAUUUCCUAAAAACAUCAAAUGUUAAAAGAAAUCCGUGCAUUUAUUGGGGACUAUUUUUUUCUGAAACUUUAGUUUUACUGGCAGCAGGAUGGUGUGUGGGACUGAUUCAAAAUAAACUACAAUGGGACAAAGAUCUUUACCAUAGGAUGUUCUUUGGAAAGGUAGCUGAGAUUAGAAGUUAAAUUGAUUUUAUAUUUUGUUUUUACAUUAAAAGUAAGGUUGGAUUAAGAGCACAACUGCCCCAAUGCCCCAAACCUUCAAGGUCUCAAAAGCCACAGUUAAUUUGUUGCACUUUUAUUAAAAAGGGCAUUUGUUUGGUUGUAUGCUAAAGUACAACAUAAAUGAAACAUACCUUAUGUUUGUGUCUGACCUUUAUCUAAUUUUGAGGCCUUAUCUGUUGAUGAGGUCAAAAUCUAGUUUUGAUAUAUUACUUACAUUAAUAUUUCAGUUUUUAAAUAAACUUGUACUUAAUAAAAGUGACAUAAACUAACUGGCACGUUGCAAAGUCUGGGGCAUGUUAGUAAUCCAGAAUAAGUUUCUGUGGCUCUGGGAACUGUAUGGCAAUACGUGCCUGGGGGUCAGUGGGGGCCCACAGCUCGGUUUUUUCCCCAUGCCCCCCCAGCAGGUUAAUCAGGCCCUGGUGAAAUUGUACUUUGUCUUUAGCUGCAAACAUAUCCUUAUACCUGCAAUUUACAGUAAAUUGUGUUUUUGUUACAGUAUAAAUAUUGAUCUGUCAAAAAUUAUGACAAAAGGCAAAUGAGCAAGUAAUUAUGCAAAUAAGUAAUUUGACAAUUAGAAAAACAAUAAAUGGUUAAAUUUAAGUGUAUUUUUAAAAGUUUGUAAUUAAAUCUUUAAUAAUUUAGAGCUAAAAACUGAAAACAACAAGCUCUCAGCACAAACUCAGAAAAAUCUGGCCUUUGUUUCUCUAAGUUAUUUGAUUUAUGGUGUCACUCUCCUCGUAGCAGGAGUGAAAAUUGAAAUUAAUUAAAGUGAAAUUAAUAUUCAUACACAGGCUGUGAAGUCCUUAUCACCUCUGCUACGUGGGGACUUUUUUUGGUUGGACCGGUUUGUUUGUUUACUAUGGGCAUUUUUUUUUUUAAACAGUGAGCUUGUCUGUGCGUUUUAUUUCUAACAGCACUUUGGGGCAAGAACAAUAUUGAAAGCACUUUUCACUUGAGCAAUUUUAUUAUGUUUGAAAUGACCAAAGCUGUAAAUGUUCAUAAGAGGCUGCAUGGGGACAUAUCGUAACUAAAGUGAAAAACACUCUGAAAAAACUUCUAUUUCUUUUUAACUGCUCUCUAAUUUUUCCAUUCAUUCCAAUAACUCUGAUGUCCUGGAAUAGCUACAGUGCAGGAGUUAUAGAGGAAAGGAGCUGGGAUUCUUGGAAGAUGGGACGCUCAGCUGAGCUGCAGGAUAUUUUUACUCCAUGGACAAACCUCCCACACCAAACCACAAACUGUGGAAUGGCUUUGUGGGCAGAACACGUACUUUUUUACUACACAGAGGGAAUACUUUAAAACUGCUCUUUAGGGAUGGGCGAGCACAUGGGAAUGUACAUAAUACAAGCACUAAAACCACAGAAUCUAGAAAAACGUCCUGGGUUACUUAUGUAUUUGUACUGUUGGUAACUGUGCUGUUUUUGACAAGUGUGUUUUAACGGUUGUAAUAGCAUAAGCAUGUAUCUGUUUUUAUGUAAGUGUAGUGUGUUUUAUCCAGACUCCGGCCUCUGUAGUUCACCUACAGUAAUGUUUGAAGUAUAUUUUGUUUCACACAUAUGUACCAAAGUACUACUCCUGUGUGAAUGUGUUUGUGAAUUUUGUUUACAGACUCCGGUUCUCUGUAGUUCAGCUACAGUCAUGUUGAAGGAUCCAAUGGUGCCUACAUGCAGUGUAUAACUACAUUCUGUAUAACAUACCCUACUUUGUGAGGAGAUGUUUUUUGCAGCGUGUACAGAUCUGCAUAGAACAAGAAUAAAAAGUGUAUCCGUGCUUGGGAAAUGGGACUUUGAGUGGCCAUGUGAGAGCUGCUACUAUGCUACAACAGCCUGCUACACCUUCUGACUUUUUAUAAUGUCCACUUUAUAUACUGUAUAUACUCUGCCGAAUAUAUCUUAAGUUGAAUUGUUGCCAAUCA